Messenger RNA from Cylicocyclus nassatus, 2574 nucleotides. The record is from the annotation of a GenBank genome assembly. NCBI's taxonomy places the organism in Eukaryota, Metazoa, Nematoda, Chromadorea, Rhabditida, Strongylidae.
AUGAAGGUUGCGAUCUUCGGCAUCACCGUCUCCCUGAUCUGCACCGUCAUGAUCUCCGUCAUGAUCGCAGGGGAAGGAGGCGACUACGACUAUGACGCUAUUCAGGGCUACCGCAACGAGCUCGUAGAGUUUUCCGGAGAGUCUAUGCUCAAUCAGACUCCCUGGGUGCUCCAGCAUGUGUACACCCCUUGGAACGAGUCCGUAGAUCCUGCAACCCAUACCACUGAUGGAUGGUUGUGGGGGGAGGAAAUCGAAGACUAUCCCGGACUCGGCUCUUCGGCUCAGAUCCGUCUCGACCCUACUCAGAAAUCGACCGUAUUGCUCGGCUACACCGAGGACAGAAUCCAGUACACCCAGGUUGACGGCUAUCAGUUUUGGAGCUCCAAGAACGGCGGAGUAUGGCAAUAUGUCAACUACGUCGUCCCCAUCGAGAAACUGAUGAACUGGGCCGGAGUCGACUCCGAGAUUACCAGCUUCCACUCUCCUAGCAAUUGGAACUUUACCGGUUAUCGCUACGUCUUCGAUCCUACUCUGCCUUUCAGCGCGACGAAUCCGAGCGGAACGUCUAUCGGUACCAGGGACGGCUCUUUAAGCCUCGUAUGGUACUCCUUCGGAGGCCAGGAAGGGCUCUCGGGAGGUCUCGACGUAUAUGGCGGCGACAUCCUGCUGGCCUCCUAUUCUGCAACGGACAUCAUCGGAGACUACCGCACCGAAUCCGGUUAUGCGACCGUCUACGACUUCGAUUUCCAGGGCACCCAUCUCAAUCUCAGCAUCAGGUUCGACGCAGACGUCAUCGAAGGCGGUAAGACCCUGAUGCAGGCCUGGACUGAAGGCGACUGGUCGAUGGCCAUCAGCUCCCUGUCCGCAGGCAACUUCUUCGACAUCGAAGGCAGCACAUCAUUCACCGCCACCGCAGGCAACAUGAUCAACACCUUCAUUCAGAUCUACACCUUCAACACCCCAUCCAUUGAUAACCCCUGGAUGGACGUGCUUCUCUGGCUUAUCGGUGUUAUAAUGGCAUCAACCAAGGCAAUCGCAGCAAUCGCCCUCACUCUCAUCAUCGCAGUACCCAUCGGACUCGGCUACGUCCUCGCAUUCGACGAGGAAGAGACGACAAACUGGGAGACCACUGAACAGUACAACGUCAGCGAUCUGCUGCUUAACAGCUCCUCUCCCUACUAUCAGGUUUACACCGGUCCGAACAACAAUAUGAUCAGGGGCGGAGCAGGCUACGUCAGCACCGGCACAACUCCCUCGAGCAUUCAGAUCAUGAGCGAGGUCUCCCACACCAUCACGGUCACAACCUCCUAUCAGACUCUUUCCGAGUCAUCGGUGUUCGGACUUCUCCCUGCUAAAGGAGUCCUCCAGCUCACAUCCGGGGAUGGCAACGUGACUCAGUACGCGGUACCUACUUCCGCAUCCGCAUACUUCGAGAAAUAUUCCACCGGCUCUGCGAGGAUCCGCGUGACGGAUUCCUCGAACAAUAUCACAUUCCUCGACUAUACUAACAUCGUCAAGGUCGAGGUAAAGGUCACAUCCGGCUCUGCCUCGAUGCUUUAUAGAAGCCUCUCCCCCACCGGACAGUACGCAGAUCCUGCCGCAGGUUGGCAGGUUCUCCAGGGCGCACCCGUCGACUGGUCCAACGGAUUCUACAACGACCGCAUCACAUUCAUGGUUGACUUCAAGGACUGGGGCCAGCCCUCCGCAGAUGUCCUUUUCGGACUCGGAGGAGAGUCCUAUCUCUAUCUGAAGAUGACUGCCGGCAAAGUCUCCUAUGGCUUCGCAUCCUUCGACGGAGACAAUGAGCUCGUACUCCCCACCGGCUCCGCCCUGACUGCUCUCGGAAAAUAUUCGACCAUCAGGGUGGUCAUCACCGAGGACUCGUACAUUAUCAGCGGACUCGCAGCAUGGCCCUCGAUGGGAGUUGCUGCCAACGUUCUCAACACCGUCACCGUCGCCCACGACGUCAACGAGGAUCUUCUUCAUGUGGAGAUCUUCAACACCGACGGACUGACUACUCUGCGCUGCGACUCCGCAGAUAUUCUCGCAGGAUCCUUCCCGUCGACCAAGGAUUAUACUCUCGACCUAGUGAGCCUAUACCCUGACUCUCUGAUGAGCCUCAAACUCAACUCUAUCGGCGUCUAUGGGGACUCUCUCACCGUCGGAGGUGUCGAGCUACCCGUCACUGAUGGAAAGGUCCACGUCGAUGGAAAGAACGUGAGCCUGAAGGGUGCAGUGAUCUCCUUCCUCCCCGAUGAGGAGGGAUGGCUGAGCUGCUACAUCAACGGGCGCGACCUCGGCAUGCAUUUCGCAGCUCUUCCCUCCGUCACCUUCGGAGGAGAAUGGAGCCUCACUGCAAUCGCCUUCAAGGUCGAGCAGGUAGCCGGCACCAGUGUCGAAUGGCAUGCCGGGGACUUCGGUCUCGACCAGGGCGGAAUAAUCGCCGCCGGACUGUUGACCUGCAUCGGAGCAUUCGUGUUCCUUGGAAUGUAUGGGAAGGCAUCCGGCACCAAGAUCGGACUCCUCGCAUUAGUAUGCGGAGGAGCUGCGAUAAUACUCUUUAUGAUGAUUUGA